Messenger RNA from Saccharomyces mikatae IFO 1815, 5856 nucleotides. RefSeq names its product E3 ubiquitin-protein ligase UBR1 (gene UBR1). NCBI's taxonomy places the organism in Eukaryota, Fungi, Ascomycota, Saccharomycetes, Saccharomycetales, Saccharomycetaceae. The coding region runs from base 1 to 5856 and encodes 1951 amino acids. Gene Ontology annotation, biological process: protein ubiquitination; ubiquitin-dependent protein catabolic process via the N-end rule pathway. Gene Ontology annotation, molecular function: zinc ion binding; ubiquitin protein ligase activity. Gene Ontology annotation, cellular component: ubiquitin ligase complex; cytoplasm. The transcript has a single exon. The record is from RefSeq and is a predicted model, not a curated record.
AUGUCGGCUACUGAUGAUGGUUUAGCAUCUUUACAAGCUCAUAUCAGGAGAACACUAAGAUCUAUUCAUAAUCUCCCCUAUUUUAGGUUUACGAGAGGUCCUACUGAAAGGUCUGACAUGAGUAAAACACUAAAGGAGUUCAUUUACAGGUAUUUGUACUUCAUAAUUUCCAAUAAUGGAGAGAACUUAUCAACUUUAUUUAAUGCUCAUCCGAAACAGAAAUUAAUUAAUCCAGAGCUUGCUGUUUUUCCUGAUAGUUUGGAGGAUGCUUUGGACAUUGAUAAGAUAACAUCUCAAAGGACUAUCCCCUUUUACAAGAUAGACGAAUCCAAAGUAGGAGAUGUCCAUAAACAUACCGGUAGGAACUGUGGAAGAAAAUUCAAGAUAGGGGAACCCCUGUAUAGAUGUCAUGAAUGUGGUUGUGAUGAUACUUGCGUACUUUGCAUCCAUUGUUUCAACCCAAAAGACCAUGUAAAUCAUCAUGUUUGUACUGAUAUUUGUAGCGAAUUUACUAGUGGGAUUUGUGAUUGUGGCGAUGAUGAAGCUUGGAACUCUCCCCUUCAUUGCAAAGCCGAUGAACAAGAAAAUGCUAUAUCGGAAGAUCACGCUACUGAUAAGAGUAUAAAACAAGAAGAUGUAUGGAAUAAUACAGUGAGUAUAGAGUUGCUAGAACUGGUUCUUGCAGAGGUAUUUGACUAUUUUAUCGAUGUCUUUAAUCAGAAUAUAGAACCUCUACCCACCAUACAAAAGGAUAUCACCAUCAAAUUGAGAGAGAUGACACAACAAGGAAAGAUGUAUGAAAGGGCUCAGUUUCUAAAUGAUUUGAAAUAUGAAAAUGAUUAUAUGUUCGAUGGGACAACAACUGCAAAGACAAGCCCCUCAAAUAGUCCUGAAGCAUCUCCAUCGCUAGCCAAAAUUGAUCCUGAAAAUUAUACUGUAAUAAUAUACAACGACGAAUAUCAUAACUACUCUCAGGCCACCACGGCUUUGAGGCAAGGGGUUCCAGAUAAUGUACAUAUUGAUCUAUUAACUUCCAGAAUCGACGGAGAAGGUCGAGCAAUGUUGAAAUGUUCACAAGAUUUAUCAUCUGUUCUAGGUGGAUUCUUUGCUGUCCAAACGAACGGUUUAAGUGCCACGUUAACGUCAUGGUCAGAGUACCUUCAUCAGGAAGCAUGUAAGUAUAUUAUACUAUGGAUUACUCAUUGUCUAAACAUACCAAAUUCUUCCUUCCAAACUACUUUCAGGGACAUGAUGGGCAAAACAUUGUGUUCAGAAUACCUCAAUGCUAUAGAAUGUCGUGAUAUGACACCAGUGGUAGAGAAGUAUUUUAGUAACAAGUUUGACAAGAACGAUCCCUACAGGUAUAUCGAUUUAUCCAUUCUUGCAGAUGGAAAUCAAAUUCCUCUGGGUCAUCAUAAGAUUCUGCCAGAAUCAAGCACUCAUUCACUUUCUGCAUUGAUAAAUGAUGUAGAAAAUCCAACGUCAAGAACGUACUCCAAUACAAGACUACAGCAUAUUUUAUAUUUUGACAACAGAUAUUGGAAAAGGCUAAGAAAAGAUAUCCAAAACGUAAUUAUACCUACGUUAGCCUCAUCAACUUUAUACAAACCCAUUUUCUGUCAACAAGUAGUGGAGAUAUUCAACCACAUCACCAGAUCUGUGGCAUACAUGGAUAGAGAACCCCAGUUAACGGCCAUAAGAGAGUGUGUCGUACAAUUAUUCACAUGUCCUACUAAUGCCAAGAAUAUUUUCGAGAAUCAAGAUUUUCUAGAUAUUGUGUGGUCAAUCAUAGACAUUUUUGAAGAGUUUUGUAAAGUGGAGGGCGGUGUAUUGAUCUGGCAAAAGGUUCAAAAAAGCAAUUUAACAAAGAGCUAUAGUAUAUCAUUCAAGCAAGGAUUGUACACAGUCGAAACCUUGUUGAGUAAGGUACAUGAUCCUAAUAUCCCAUUAAGGCCGAAGGAAAUGAUAUCUUUAUUGACCCUCUGUAAGCUCUUUAAUGGAGCAUGGAAGAUCAAGCGUAAAGAGGGAGAACAUGUUCUCCAUGAAGAUCAAAAUUUCAUCUCCUAUUUAGAAUACACCACUUCAAUAUACAGUAUUAUCCAAACAGCAGAAAAAGUUAGUGAAAAAUCGAAAGAUUCUAUUGAUUCAAAUUUAUUUCUCAAUGCUAUAAGAAUCAUUAGUUCAUUUUUAGGUAAUAGAUCACUUACCUAUAAACUAAUAUACGACUCUCAUGAAAUUAUUAAGUUUAGCGUAAGUCAUGAACGGGUUGCAUUUAUGAAUCCCCUACAAACGAUGCUUUCAUUUCUUAUCGAAAAAGUUCCUUUAAAGGAUGCAUACGAAGCUCUGGAAGGAUGUUCAGAUUUUUUGAAAAUAUCCGAUUUCUCUUUGAGAUCAGUUGUGCUGUGUUCUCAAAUUGACGUCGGAUUUUGGGUAAGAAAUGGUAUGUCUGUAUUACACCAAGCAUCAUAUUAUAAAAACAAUCCUGAACUAGGCUCUUAUUCCAGGGAUAUACAUUUGAACCAAUUAGCUAUUCUCUGGGAGCGUGAUGAUAUUCCGAGGAUAAUAUACAAUAUACUUGAUAGAUGGGAACUGCUAGAUUGGUUUACAGGUGAAGCUGACUAUCAACACACUGUAUAUGAGGACAAAAUUCCAUUUAUCAUUCAACAAUUCAUUGCCUUUAUUUAUCAAAUUUUGACCGAGAGACAGUAUUUCAAGACUUUUUCUUCAUUAAAGGAUAGGAGAAUGGAUCAAAUUAAAAAUUCAAUUAUUUAUAACCUUUACAUGAAACCUCUUUCGUACUCAAAACUACUAAGAUCUGUUCCUGACUACCUAACCGAAGACACUACUGAAUUUGAUGAAGCACUCGAAGAAGUAUCUGUAUUUGUUGAACCUAAGGGGUUGUCAGACAACGGUGUUUUCAAAUUAAAGGCAAGCCUGUAUUCAAAGGUUGAUCCAUUAAAGUUGUUGAAUUUGGAGAAUGAGUUUGAAAGUAGCGCAACGAUUAUUAAAACACAUUUGGCAAAAAACAAGGAGGAUAUAUCGGAAGUUGUGUUGAUACCUCAAGUUUCAAUAAAACAGUUGGACAAAGACGCUCUCAAUUUGGGUGGCUUCACAAGGAAUACAGUCUUUGCCAAAAUGGUCUAUAAAUUACUUCAGGUAUGCCUAGAUAAGGAAGAUAGCACUUUUCUCAAUGAGUUGCUACAUCUAGUUCAUGGUAUAUUCAAGGAUGAUGAACUGAUUAAUGGCAAAGAUUCUAUACCUGAAGCAUAUUUGUCAAAACCGAUAUGUAACUUGCUAUUGAGCAUAGCCAACGCUAAGUCCGACGUUUUUUCAGAAAGCAUUGUUCGCAAAGCUGACUAUUUGUUGGAGAAGAUGAUAAUGAAAAAACCAGAUGAACUUUUCGAAUCAUUAGUCGCUAGUUUUGGUAGCCAGUAUGUUGAUGAUUAUAAGGAUAAGAAGCUACGCCAAGGAGUUAACUUACAAGAGACGGAAAAGGAACGUAAAAGAAGAUUGGCUAAAAAACAUCAAGCGAAGCUUCUGGCCAAGUUUAAUAAUCAACAAGCUAAGUUCAUGAAGGAGCAUGAAGCUGAAUUUGAUGAGCAGGAUAAUGAUGUUGAUAUGGUCGGUGACAAAGUAUAUGAGUCCGAGGAUUUUACCUGUGCACUUUGUCAAGAUUCUAAUUCAACAGAUUUUUUUGUGAUACCUGCGUAUCAUGAUCAUACUCCAAUAUUCAGACCUGGUAAUAUAUUUGAUCCAAAUGAAUUUAUCCCCAUAUGGGAUGGUUUUUACAAUGAUGACGUAAAACAAACUUUUAUUGAUGAUGAUGUUUUAGAGACUUUGAAAGAGAACGGUAACUGUGGAUCCAGAAAAGUAUUCGUAUCUUGUAAUCACCAUAUCCAUCAUAACUGUUUCAAGAGAUAUGUUCAAAAAAAGAGAUUUUCGUCAAACGCAUUUAUAUGUCCGUUAUGUCAAACGUUUUCAAAUUGUACAUUACCUCUUUGCCAGACUUCAAAGGCAAAUACCGGCUUGUCCUUAAACAUGUUUCUAGAAUCCGAGCUGUCCUUGGACGUACUUUCGAGGCUAUUUAAACCUUUCGCGGAAGAGGAUUAUCGUACAAUAAAUUCAAUAUUUUCAUUGAUGAUAUCUCAAUGCCAAGGUUUUGACAAAGCGGUAAGAAAACAGGCUAAUUUUUCACACAAGGAUGUUUCUUUAAUAUUAAGUGUCCAUUGGGCAAAUACUGUUUCAAUGUUAGAAAUUGCUUCUAGACUGGAAAAGCCACACAGCAUUUCAUUUUUCAGAAACAGGGAACAGAAAUAUAAGACAUUAAAAAAUAUUUUAGUUUGCAUCAUGCUAUUCACUUUCGUCAUAGGUAAGCCGAGUAUGAAUUUUGAACCGUAUCCACAGGGAUCUGAUACUGUAUCGAACCAAAAUCAACUUUUCCAAUAUAUUGUUCGAAAUGCCUUAUUUUCCCCUGUAUCUUUCCGAGAAACUGUUACCAAUGCAUUAGCGAUUUUUUGUAAACAGUUUCUAAAUGACUUUUUUCAAGGUCUCUCUGAUGCAGAAAAGGUUACUAAACUGUAUCUUGAUGCAACUACCAUUGGUGAUGUUCUUAAGGCAAACGAGCCAAUGGUUUUUGUACUACGGAGCAUAAAUGAUGUACGAUUGGACGGAUUGGACUCAAAGAAUAUUCUUUAUGAUUUAGCCUAUUCAUUUUUGUUGAGAAGUCUUCUUCCUACGAUAAGAAGGUGCUUGGUCUUCGUUAAAGUACUACACGAACUUUUGAAAGAUUCUGAAAAUGAAUCGAUGAUUAUCAAUGGCUUUGAAGUGGAGGAGAACCUGGAAUGCGAAGAUACCCCUGAGUUUGUAGAUAAGGCACUGAAAAUGAUCACUGAAAAAGAAUCAUUAGUUGAUCUUUUGACAACCCAACAUUCAGCUGAACCCUUGCAUCCGUAUUUGAAGAAGAUACCAUACGAAUACUGUGGCAUUAUAAAACUAAUAGACCUAUCGAAAUACCUAAACACAUACGUUACUCAAUCCAAGGAAAUCAAAUUGCGUGAAGAACGGUCGCAACAUAUGAAGAAUGCAGAUAACAGAUUGGAUUUCAAAAUAUGCUUGACGUGUGGUGUCAAGGUACAUCUAAGAGCAGACCGUCAUGAAAUGAGUAAGCAUUUGAAUAAGAACUGUUUCAAGUCAUUUGGUGCCUUUCUAAUGCCAAAUUCGAGCGAAGUAUGUCUCCAUUUGACUCAGCCUCCUUCCAACAUUUUUAUAUCAGCUCCAUACCUAAAUUCGCACGGUGAAGUCGGUAGAAAUGCCAUGAGAAGGGGUGAUUUAACUACCUUGAACUUGAAAAGAUAUGAACACUUGAAUAGAUUAUGGAUCAAUAAUGAAAUUCCAGGGUACAUUAGUAGAGUAAUGGGCGAUGAAUUUCGAGUGACUAUACUUUCUAAUGGCUUCUUAUUUGCGUUUAAUAGAGAACCAAGACCAAGAAGAGUGCCUCCAACAGAUGAGGAUGAUGAAGAUAUGGAGGAGGGAGAAGAAGGCUUUUUCACGGAGGAAAAUGAUGACAUGGAUGUAGACGAUGAGGCUGGGCAAGCUGCCAACUUAUUUGGGGUUGGUGCAGAUGGUAUUGCGGAUGGUGGAGUACGUAACUUUUUCCAAUUCUUCGAGAAUUUUAGAAACACUCUUCAGCCCCAAGGAAAUGGCGAUGAUGACGUACCUCAAAAUCCGCCCCCAAUAUUGCAGUUUUUGGGGCCCCAAUUCGACGGAGCUACUAUUAUUAGAAAUACGAAUCCGAGAAAUCUCGAUGAGGAUGACUCUGAUGAUAAUGAAGAUUCUGAUGAACGCGAGAUUUGGUAG